Molecule: messenger RNA, 1858 nt
Organism: Periophthalmus magnuspinnatus
Lineage: Eukaryota; Metazoa; Chordata; Actinopteri; Gobiiformes; Gobiidae
Product: high-affinity choline transporter 1-like
Exons: 10
Coding region: 190-1791 (533 amino acids)
Biological process (GO): transmembrane transport; acetylcholine biosynthetic process; choline transport
Cellular component (GO): plasma membrane
Molecular function (GO): choline:sodium symporter activity
Source: RefSeq, a predicted model, not a curated record
AGGAGCGAGAGGAAGGACACACGAAGAAGAAAGAAAAACACAGAAGCGGCUGGAGGACCAAGGCCGCACAUAAAAUUAAACACCAGGAUCACCUGCUUCUUUUGCCCAUGAACAUUGUACCUUGAAUCGCCCCUGCUCGAGCGGCUCAAGUCUCAACAACUACAGUAUUUUAUUACCUGCACGGACAGGAUGAACGUCCCGGGCCUGGCGGCUAUGGUCGCCUUCUACCUGCUGGUGUUGGGCAUCGGCAUCUGGGCCUCUGUGAGAGCCAAACGCGCGCGUGAGAGGACCCAGGAGAACCGGACCGAGUACACCCUGUUGGGGAACAGGGGUAUCAGUCUAGCCGUGGGGGUAUUCACAAUGACAGCCACGUUUGUUGGGGGAGGCUUUAUUACUGGUUUAACUGAAGCUGUGUACACCCCAACCAUGGGACUGACCUGGGCUGUCAUGCCUGUAACUGGUGCCCUAUCAUUUAUAGUUGGUGGACUUUUCUUUGCAAAAAAAAUGAGGGAGAGAAAGUAUGUGACAAUGAUGGACCCAUUCCAACAUAAGUAUGGGAAAACAAUUAGUGGCAUUCUGUCUGUAGCACUAUUGAUAUCAGACAUUAUCUGGGUGACAGGAACUCUCAUUGGUUUAGGUUCAACAAUGAGCAUAAUCUUGGACGUCCCAUAUUCUGUGUGUAUUUGGUUAUCAGCCGCAGUUGCCAUAAUCUACACCCUUCUGGGCGGGCUGUAUAGUGUAGCAUACACUGACAUUAUACAACUGAUUCUUAUUUUCUGCAGUUUGUGGUUAUGUGUUCCUUUCGUCUUGAUGAGUCCUUAUACAGAAGAAAUCACAAAGACUGCACAUACGUUUAUUUACCAGGCCCCUUGGAGUGGCUCUAUAAAUAAACAGAAUGUGUGGAUUUGGAUUGAUAAUUUUUUGUUACUGUGUCUUGGUAACUUGGGUUAUCAAGAUUUUCACCAGAGAACUCUGUCUUCGUCUUCAUCCUCCACCGCUAGGAUCACAUGCUUCAUUGCGGCGCCCAUGAUCUUUGUGCUUGGAAUCCCCCCUGUGUUAAUUGGAGCAGCUGCAGUCUCAACAAACUGGACUAUGACAGACUAUGGCUCCCCAUCCCCAUAUGAGCGCGGUGAAGCAGGGCUGGUGCUGCCCAUUGCUCUACAGUAUCUCACUCCAUCUUUCAUCUCCAUCGUGGGCAUUGGAGCAAUUGCUGCAGCUGUGAUGUCAUCAACAGACUCUGCUCUGUUGUCAGCAGCAUCAAUAUUUACAUCCAACAUCUAUAAGAACAUUUUGAGGACAAAGGCACCGGAGACAGAGCUUCAGUGGAUCAUACGCAUUACUGUGGUGUUGGUGGGUCUAGUGGGCACCUCGCUGUCAUUUCUGAGCAACAGUGUUUUGCUGUUCUGGAUACUGGGCUCAAGCAUUACCUACACCAUCAUGUUUCCUCAGCUCGUGUGCAUCCUCUUCUGUGAGGUCUCUAACGGCUAUGGCUGCAUUAUGGGCGUGGUGACUGUAUUGUUAUUGAAGGUACUGAGUGGGGAACCGGCGCUGGGCCUGUCUCCUCUUUUCUAUUACCCUGGAUGCCCGAUUGUGAAUGGGACAUAUGUCCAAUGUGCUCCAGUUCAGACCAUUUGCAUGUUUUGUGGAUGCAUUGCCACUUUAAUGUUUUCAUGCAUAGCACAUACAUUAUUUUCCAAAAAAGUUAUUCCUGGUGAGUGGGAUGUUUUUAGUGUUACAAAGUAUAAAGCACCACAUUACAAAAUAGACACUAAUUUGAACAAUGAAAAGUAAAUGUGAAGAUUUGGAAAAUAGUAGUAAUUGCAUUUGUGCAGAAAACUAAUAAAAAACGUUUCCUACA